This is a messenger RNA of Solea senegalensis (Senegalese sole), 2069 nucleotides long. Its product is annotated as protein FAM181B. The coding region runs from base 491 to 1465 and encodes 324 amino acids. The record is from RefSeq and is a predicted model, not a curated record. The transcript has a single exon. Lineage: Eukaryota; Metazoa; Chordata; Actinopteri; Pleuronectiformes; Soleidae.
UAUUUUGUUUGCAUUUUGUUAAAAAGCAAUAAAUAAAAAAAAUAAAUGUAACGGAUAAGUCCUCCAGUAGCUGUUCUGUUCUCCACUACAGUAAUAUCCUCCAGUUUCAUGACACUGUUUUUAGUUGAGAGCACACACAAACAGUUAAAGUGGUGGUGGGGGGGGGCGGGUUCUGACAGAGGUUAUUGUCUUCAACUCAGCAGGGAAUUUCAGACAAAUCCCUCUUAGAUGCAGGUGGUCGGGCACAAGCAAAGAGUUAAGUCCCGCAGUCCCUUUGCCCCUCCUCUUUGAUGUUCUGACAUCAUUAGUCCAGCCCCCUGUAAGAUCUCCCUGCUCUCCUCAGAGCCCAUCACUUCUCCUCGGGAAUGUUUACAGGAAGCAGCAGCAGGACUAAGUGUUUGUCUGAGGAGGUAAGACAUGCUUUGAAGAAACUUUUAGUCCAGGAAUCACAGCGGGUUCCACAGGUGUAGCCGCCGGGCUCAGAAGAGUAAUGGCUGUUCAGACUGCAAUCAUGAACCCUCAGUUCAUGAACUUCUGCUUCCCUGGUUCUGUGAUGGAGUACGAUGUGGAGAAGAGUCUGGAUGGGAGUAUCCUGGGUGAGGCAGAAAAUGACGAAGACUACAAAGAGACCACCAGGGACCUGCUGAGCUUCAUAGACUCAGCCUCCAGCAACAUCAAGCUGGCUCUGGACAAGCCGGUGAAAUCCAAAAGGAAAGUCAACCACCGGAAGUAUCUCCAGAAACAGAUCAAAAGGUGCACUGGCAUCAUAACACCGGGGAAUAUAGCUGAGGCCCCAGUGAAGAGGCAGGGCUCCCCUUUAGUCCAGCCCAGCCCUUUACAGAACAAAACUCUACCUAAGCGCGACGGGGUCCAGGCCAACUUACAGAGCAAGAGCUUGGCAGCCCUCUUCAGUCCUGUGAAGGAAAUUAGGGGCGAAAAAGCCAAGAAGCCACCACUGAGGCACCGCAAUCUGCCCCCCUCUUUCUUCACCGAGCCUGCCAACUGCUCCAAAGUCAGCUCCACGUCUGGGAUGACACUGAAGGAUUUGGAGCGAGGAAACCCGGAGGCUGCGGACUUCUUCGAGCUCCUCGGGCCAGAUUACAGCAACAUGGUCAGUGACCAGGACUUAUAUCAAAAUGUGCCCCUCCGGCCGCAGCCAGAGAUGGGAGGCCUGGAUCCAGUGUCUUACGACGCCCACCAUUUAGUCAGUGGUCUCCUCUACUCAGAGCCGUGGACUAGCUGCUCUGGACCCUCUAAGAAACCAGGGGAGAGCCUGCGGACGGGCCCGGCCCAGCCUCCUGUCUACUGUCAGUCUGAGGCUGCUGCUGCUGCUGCUGCUGGGCCAAUAGAUGACAAUGCACUGUGCACUUUGACCUUCCCCAACUUCUUCACAGACUGCUCCAUACCUCAGGUCACUUAUGAUUUAAGUGGUGGUUACAACAGAGCUAAUUAUUCAUCUCUAUGAGAAGCUGCAGAUACAAGGGUUUAACAUUAGUCCAAGAGAGUUUGACGCUGUUUUGUUGAGGAAAUAAUAUCGCAAACAAACUUUUGCUGCACACUCUUGAUGCCGUUUCAACACACAUCAGUUUCCUCUACAUGCUUUUGGAUGUGAUUUUAACUGAAAAUAUAUCUGAUAUUGGGUCUGUAUUAUUUUAUUCCCCCCCUCAUUGGUAUGAAGCUUAAUUACUGGAAUAUUCACAACAUUUCAAACACAGAACCCCAAGAGCUGCGGCAGCACUUGUUUGUUUAGGCCGUGAAGCAUCACUGACACUACAGAAUCAUUUGUCACGUUUUGACAAAACAUGCUACAACAAUCUCUCAGCGAGGCACUAUUUCAUCACAGAGACACGAGGGGGAGGCAGGGAAGCAGGGAGGGAGGGAGGGAGGAAGGUCCUUUUUGGUGAAACGAUGAUCACAACAAUGUAUUUGUGUUACAGCAUUUACAACUCAGAAAUCCUUUUUCGCAGCGUAUUCUGAUUUGCCACUUGUUUUCAUUCUUUGGGAGAAAGCCUCAAUGUAUCUAGCUAUUGUAAGAUUUAAAAAAAUAAAUAAAUAAAUGAAUAAAGCUG